AUGAAAAAUGGAUUCUUUUACGACAACAACAGGAGUCGUGCUCGGUGGAUGGACAAGGAUGAAGCUACCAAGCGCUUCCCGAAGACAAAAAUGCACCCCAAGAAGACACACGUGACUGUGUGGUGGUGUGCUGUGGUGUGCUACAUGUGUGGAACAGGUGCUACAGGUGUAGAAGUACUGCAAAGAACUGGACGAAAUGCCCCGGAACCUCCAACUUCUUCGUCCGACAUUUUUGAACACAAAGGGCCCGAUUCUCCUACACGACAGUGUCCAGCCAAACAUUUCAAAGGUCACGCUACUGAAAUUGAACCAGCUAGCCAGACUUCUCCACACCCACCAUAUUCGCUGGACCUUUUGCCAACUGACUAUCACUUUUUCAGACAUCUCGACAGCCGCCUAAGAGGUAAGAUCUUCCGAAACCGAGGUGAUGCCAAAAACGACUUGCGGAAGUUCACGGACUCCAAAAGCUAA
Messenger RNA from Necator americanus (New World hookworm), 471 nucleotides. RefSeq lists its product as uncharacterized. The record is from RefSeq and is a predicted model, not a curated record. Lineage: Eukaryota; Metazoa; Nematoda; Chromadorea; Rhabditida; Ancylostomatidae. Gene Ontology annotation, cellular component: site of double-strand break; nucleus; condensed chromosome. Gene Ontology annotation, biological process: double-strand break repair via nonhomologous end joining; replication fork processing; mitotic DNA integrity checkpoint signaling. Gene Ontology annotation, molecular function: single-stranded DNA binding; single-stranded DNA endonuclease activity; histone H3K36 methyltransferase activity. Bases 1 to 471 code for a protein of 156 amino acids. The transcript has a single exon.